AUGGAUGAUGGUGAAUUAGAACGAAUCCGCAAGGCUCGCCUGGAGCAGCUCAAGGCCCAGGGUGCGGGGCAGGCAGUACCAGCCGAAGCGCGCCAGUCGAUUCUUAACCAGAUCCUCGAGCCCGAAGCUGCCGACCGGCUCGGACGCAUCCGUCUCGUCAAGGAACAACGGGCCACGGACGUGGAGAACAGGCUGAUCAUGCUGGCGCAGACGGGUCAGUUGAGGCAGAAGGUGACUGAGGAGCAGCUCAAGGAGCUGUUGAAUGCCGUUGCGGACAAUAAAGAGGAGGAGAAGAUAGUGGUUAGCCGGAGGAAGGGGUGGGAGGACGACGACGACGACUUGUUGGACUUGUAA
Messenger RNA from Canariomyces notabilis, 354 nucleotides. Its product is annotated as DNA-binding TFAR19-related protein. The coding region runs from base 1 to 354 and encodes 117 amino acids. NCBI's taxonomy places the organism in Eukaryota, Fungi, Ascomycota, Sordariomycetes, Sordariales, Chaetomiaceae. Gene Ontology annotation, molecular function: DNA binding. The record is from RefSeq and is a predicted model, not a curated record. The transcript is spliced from 3 exons. Gene Ontology annotation, cellular component: cytosol; nucleus.